Messenger RNA from Rotaria sordida, 1614 nucleotides. Lineage: Eukaryota; Metazoa; Rotifera; Eurotatoria; Philodinida; Philodinidae. The record is from the annotation of a GenBank genome assembly.
AUGAGUACAUAUAUUCAAUCGGCACGAAAUAUUGGUCAAUCACCUAUAUCUUUUUCCAUUGAUGCCCUUGAAGAAAUUGUUCGAAAUUGUCAACGAAAUGAAGAACGUUUACAUGAACUAGAACGUCAUACACGUCAUGAACGAAAAAAAGCUGAACGUCUUCUACGUGAAACAUAUCGAACAAUGCAAGAUGGUGAUAGUCAAAAUACUAGUAAUAUUCUAGAAAAUAAAACAAACAAUGAUCAUAGUUAUAUAGAUAAUCAACAAUCAAAACAAUUUUUCGUUUCACUCGAUAAUGAAAAUGAAGAAAAUGAAAAUCAUUAUUGUCAACAAAGUAAUACUAAUAAUAAUAAUAAUAAUAAUAAUAAUAAUAAUAAUAAUAAUAAUAAUAACAAUAAUAAUAAGGGAACUGUAAGACAAAAUAAACAUUUACUUGAAAGAGUGGAAAAAUUACUUGCUGGUGAUGGUACAACAACAUCUAGUGAUAUUAUGUCAUCACAAGAACGACAAAAAAAUAUUAUAGAAAAACCAACAUCACCUACUGAAGAUGAUCUUGAGGAAAAAUCAUUAAAUAUUGAUCAUAUACAAAAAUUGCCAGAUUCUCGUCAACUUCAAUCAGCAUGUUCAAUUGAAUAUGAUCUUUCCACUGUUGAUCAUUUAUUACCGGAACGAACACCAAUUAAUAAUCAUCGAAUAAAAUCUAAUGUUCAUUUCAAUCAAGAAGAUCAAACAAAAAAAAUUAAUGAUUAUAAUAAUGAAAAAAAGAUUUUAUCAGAUAAACGUGAUCAACAAUUUUAUGAACGCUAUAAUAAUUAUAUUACAACAAAUCGUUCGGUUUCUUCUAGACCAGAAAAACAACAAACAAAACCAGACGAUGGAACUUAUCAAUAUGAAUCUCGUCCGAUGUCAAGAAUAAAUAAUAAAGAUGAAGAAUUAACUGAUUUAGCACGUCGAUGUGAAGAUCUUCUUACACGUUUACAUUCACAACGUAAUCGUGCUGUAAUGCUUGAAAAUUCUACUCAUCAUUAUGAUUAUCAUCGACGACAAACAUCACCUCGUUCAUCAACUUAUAAAUCCAAACAACAUGAUCAUCAUCAUCAUCAUCAUCAACCUGUAUCACCAUCACCACCUCCAGAAGCAGCACCAUCAAUGUCUCUUCAACAAGCCCUUGAACUUCUUCGUCCAGAAUUUAUAUCUCGUUCACGUCAACGUGUUCGACGUAUACGUCUUUUACGUGAAGAACGUGAACGUAAUGCUGAAAUUGAUCGUGAACGUCGACAAAUGCUUCUAUUUUCAUGUACAAAUUGUUGUUCAAAUCCACCAAAACGUGCUAUAUCAGCACCGUCGACACGUCGUAAUAUUUCAUAUAUUGCUCCAUAUGAUAGAUUAGAUUCUUCACAAAUACCUUCGACAUAUUAUCAAAUGAAAAAAGCAACAAAGAAAAAAUAUGAUCAAUUACCUGAAGUAACCGAUCGUCGACGUCAACAUCAAAUGGAUGAAAUUCGUCGACGAAACCUUUUGCGUGCUAAAGUAUUUCGUGCACGUCUCCGACAACAUGUUGCACGACAUGGUCGAACAAAUAUUGAGGAAUCAUUAACAAUGGUUGAUGCAUAA